GUGGAUUACUUUUUAAAUAAGGUUAACUUAACCUAGAAUUGGUCAAUUAGUUCUGUCAAUUGAAGAUUGAAAUUCAGUUCAUUUCAGAAGUUUAUUGCUUGGAAGAGUAUAUAUUGUAUUGUGGUUUUAAAUAUACAAAAUCUGAUAUGAAUUUUUUAAAACGUAUUUCUAUUCGAGAGUUAACAAGACCGUUUUUCAUAAACAAAUUACACACCACUCCAACCACAUACCUGAAAGAAAUAAAGGAGACCAAGUCUGACAAAGAAUUAGUUAUUGAAGGUGUCAUAUUACCAUCACCACGUGAGCCUUUGCUUUACCAGCCCUCACAAAUUCCAAAGGAUAAGCAUGUUUGCCCUUUAUGUGCUACUGGUUUAGAUGUAAAACAUACUGAUGUUCUAAUAUUGAGUCAAUUUCUUCGAAGUGAUGGAUGUAUGUUGCCAAGAAGAAUUACAGGUUUAUGUAAAAGACAACAAAGACGAGUUACAACAAUGGUUGCCAUGGCUCAAAAAGCAGGUCUAAUGUUAAAUAUUGGACCAUCUAAUAGCAAGAAAGAUCCAAAGCGUCGUUAUAAAUGGAAGAAGUUUAACACAUAUUUUGAUGAAAACACUAUGCCAUGGUAAUAUAUUUAAAUUAUAAA
Molecule: messenger RNA, 637 nt
Organism: Ctenocephalides felis (cat flea)
Lineage: Eukaryota; Metazoa; Arthropoda; Insecta; Siphonaptera; Pulicidae
Product: 39S ribosomal protein S18a, mitochondrial-like
Exons: 3
Coding region: 147-620 (157 amino acids)
Biological process (GO): mitochondrial translation
Cellular component (GO): mitochondrial small ribosomal subunit; ribosome
Molecular function (GO): structural constituent of ribosome; small ribosomal subunit rRNA binding
Source: RefSeq, a predicted model, not a curated record